UUUUUUUUAAAAAGAAAAAAGAAAAAAAGCAAUGAUAACUGUGGACGUUCUUGUAUGUGGGGCUGGACCAGUCGGCUUAUUCUUUGGUUAUCUGAUGGCUAUCAAAGGCCACUCUGUCUAUGUGUUUGACAAGAUUGCAGAACCAUCAGAAAACAGCCGUGCGCUCUUGAUCACAUCCCGAACCCUCGAAAUGUUUUCUCUGGUUGGCCUAGACGCAGCUGUCUUGAAAGAAGCCAGAAUUGUCAGAGGAAUCCAGGUGUUUUCUGGUGGUGAACGACUUGGAACUGCAGAAGCAAGCGGUGAUACUACAUUCCCGCAGCAGAAUAUCUUGCCUCAAGUCAGAUUGGAACGGAUUCUGGAGACAAAACUUGCGUCUCAAGGCUACCCGGUUCAUUGGUCCACAACCCUGACUGCCUACAGCCAGACAGACUCAGGAAUUGAAGCCACCCUGAGCACCCAAGAAGAACAAGAACAGAAUGAAGGUUUGGUUACUGUCCGGGCAUCCUAUAUGGUCGGUGCAGAUGGAACCCAUUCGGCCGUCCGUCGACUUUGUGCGUCUGACUGGGACUUUAAGGGGGUUGCGGUCGAUACCAGACUGGCGCUGGCUGACGUGACACUCAAGGGCAGGCAUGUCGACCAGGAGAUGAUGAACCGGCUGUCGUCUUUUCUGGAUGGCGAGGGUGCAAUGAUCUUCUUGCCCUUUGAGCCAGUCAACCCGAACCCUGACCCAGACCACCACUUUCGGGUUAUCGUCAGCAUGGGCAAAUACGAGAAACUGGAGAAUGGUCAAACUGACCAGGUCACACACGGCAUCCGAGCCAGAGCCACAGACAGAGACAGAAAAAACAAGGAUGCCUUGAGUCUUGAACAAUUGCAAGAAACGAUGGACAGAAGGCUAGGCAAUCUAGACAUACAUGCCAGCAAUCCGGCCUGGCUGACCUUUUUUGCAAUCAAUGAAAGAAUCGUCGAUGAUUAUCGGCGCAAAAGAGUGUUUUUAGCAGGAGAUGCGGCACACUGUCAUUCACCGCUUGGUGGACAGGGUAUGAAUAUUGGUCUUCAAGAUGCUGAUAAUUUGGCUUGGAAGCUUUCACUGGUGUUGAACAAUUAUUCCAAUGAUCCGGAUUUCUUAUUGGAUUCGUACAGUAUUGAGCGUCGAGCUAUUGCAAAGUCAAUAAUAAAGUCUACAUCUCAGGGCACUAGUUUCGUGUUCAGAUUUAUUCGUAAUGGGUUAAUCAGGAUUGCAAUGUCGAUUCCGCAGAUAAGAAAUCUUGGGGUCCAAACAGUACAACAGAUCAAGAUGUCUAUUCUGGACUCUCCUCUUCAUGGACUAGCCGACCCUCAUCUUAUCAAGCCAGGCCAGUUUAUGAAGAACACUAGUGCCCUCCGGCGUCGCACAAUAGAGGACAGACUGGUAUGGGCUAGUCUGCACAACAUUCUUAGAAAAACAAAAGAUUCCCGCUUUACUGUGCUGUGGGUAAGCACCUGCAAGGGAUGGCAAACACCUUCUUCUUCUGGCCUGACCACAAAAUUCCUGCAAAGUCUGAAGCCAUACUCCAGAGUAGUACGGCCUAUUGUUGUGACUAGUGCUUGGCACACUCGAGAUAGUCACCCCAUUGUCCAGAGUCUAGGCGACCCUGAACUUGCAGAAGCAGAGUGGUGGGUAGAAGGUAUCUGGGAUGAACAAUGUGUUACUAGACGAGUAGGGUUAGACAAGGCCAUCAUUAGAUUCACAGGCUCAACGGAGACGGCGGUUGAGACAGCGGUUGCCAUGGUAGUGCUCAGACCAGACCUUUUUGUGGCUCAGAGUAGUCUUGUCCAAACAGAAAAAGAUUUGGAAAAGGCGGUUGGGUAUCUGGCCCAUGCUUUUGGUACAAUUGUAACACACAAGCACCAUUCUCUUAAUCAAUCACAUUAACAAAAUUUUUAUUUUAUUUUAUUUUAUUUUAUUUUAUUUUAUUCAAUAAACUCUCACACUCACACACAC
Molecule: messenger RNA, 1984 nt
Organism: Phycomyces blakesleeanus NRRL 1555(-)
Lineage: Eukaryota; Fungi; Mucoromycota; Mucoromycetes; Mucorales; Phycomycetaceae
Exons: 7
Coding region: 32-1915 (627 amino acids)
Molecular function (GO): FAD binding
Source: RefSeq, a predicted model, not a curated record